AUGCCGGCCCAGCCUCCGGCUGACACCAUUGCAGGAGCUGAGGUCGAGGCAGAGGCUGCCGAUGCUGAUUCUGGGCUAGGUGAGGGAAAAAAUCAAGGUUCCACUUUGCCUCCCAUUGCAACCGGAGCAUCAGUGCCACCAGAAGUGCAGACUGAUGCCAACGGCGGAAAAGCCGAAGGUGGCACCGUGGAGGCCAGCCGUGGCUCGAAAGAGAUGAAUGCGACGGAUGUGACGUUGCCUCCCAUCUCGUCGGCAGACCCGCAGCCAAGGCCUGCAGAGGAGCGAAUGCUCGCAGAGGUGGAGAUCUCCCCUGAGCCUCCACGGAAGACUUCUGCUCCAAGAGCAAGCAGCACGAAGCAGGCACGAGAAGAUGCCAGAAGGCGCAUUUUGGCCGCCAGGGCAGAGCUACAACGUCGGGUGGCUGAAGCCACAGAGGCGCGGCUGAAGCGACAAGCAGAGGCGGAAGCCCAUGCACGCGAACGUGCCGAGCAAGCCCAGAAAAUGGCGCAGAAAAGACUGGCUCAGAGGAGGAAGAAGUCUGAGUCAGCUACGCCGGACUCAAAGCGAGGUGAGGCGAGCACCGAGACGUCCACAUCUAGCCCUGGGCGCAGUUCAUCUCCAGGCAAGAAUGUGCCGCAGGAUCUCCCCGGAUUGAAACCGGCCAAAGCUAGGGUCAAGAGGAAGAUUCAAAAGGCGCGGGAUGCCCAGGAAGCGCGCUUGAAGGAGAUUGAGGAGGACCGACGGAGGAGCGAACAGCGAAAGCAAGCACAAGCAGAAGCAGCAGAAGUACUUCGUGCCCAGGCAGCGCGACGUGCAGGCGAGCGGAUGCGGAGAGAAAAGCAAGCCGAGGCCAAUGAAAGGGCCCAGCGCUACCACGACUUGCAGCAGGCACGCGAGCGGCAGCAAUUGUACAGGAGCCCGAAAAAAAUUGCCGAGCUCAUCGCUGCCGCUGCCAGCGUAGCCCACAGCAAUGUCGAAGAGCGCAAGCAUGCGGCGAGACACACAGAGUCUUAUCUUCAGAAGGAGCGUCAACGUGCGAGCAUCUGCACUGUGCGAGCGGAAGAGGUGUGGGAAACUGAUAAUCAGCUGGCAAUGUUGCAAAUCAAAGCGGACCGUCACCAUCAGCCGGACGUCGACGCCGAGAGGGUGCACGCGUGGUCGGUGGUCUACGAAUUUCCGCUCCCCGACAGCCUCGCGCAGUUGCCAUUUUGGGAUCCAGAGUUCAAAGCACUGAAUGAGUCUGCGCAAAAGUACGCCCUGCAGCAACAGCCUGGCAAGGGGGGCAUCCUCGACUACCAGAUUGUGCGAUCGUCCAAGACACACAAGUUUCAUCGCGUCUGGGGUGGACCAGCCAAGAAAUGUGGAUACUGGUGGACCUUGUCACAUCCUUUAGCUAUCGCGCCGGACGGAAAUCUUACCCUUACUGGCCUUCAAGAAGCAUGUGGCGUAUGUCCCGAAUGGAACACGGCAGCAGUCCUCGAGACGUGCUAUGGCAAGCCAGGCUGGGCUUUCGUUGUUGGACAGGGCAACUCGGCAACGUGUCAGGAUGGGGAGACCCUGUUCCCACCGGGAGCGCUGCUUCAAGUCAACGGCGAUGUCUGCAGUAACUCCUUGACCUGCGAAUCUUGCGAUCUCAAGCGCGACAUUAACAAAUGCAUGGCCCUUCUGGGCAGUGCCGACUCUGUCGUGCCAAGUGGGCGCCACCUGGACGGCGAGGGCGAUGACCGGCCUUUUGGCGACGGGCUCCGCAAGGAGGCAGAGGUCCGCCGGAGUGAGCCCGAAGAUGAGGAUGCGUUCACACCCCAGCAUGUGCGCAGAAUGCGCGAGAGCAUUCGGUGGAAGGCUAAGACUAAGAAGGGUUGGGCACAGACCUCAUGUGAGCAUCCACCCAUGGGGCGAACCAGCUCAAGUUCCAGCUCGGCUGCGGCCAAAAAGAAGAAACGAAAAGCAAAGAAGGCGGCCAAAGAUCAGGGAAAGCACAAGAAGGCGAAAAAGGAGAAGUCCGUCGACAUGGGUUUCGAGGCUGCUUUGGCUGCAGCGGCUAAAGAGCGCGCGGCAGCAGCGACGUCGACUGGCGGUACAGACACGAGCGAGAAAGUCAAGCCCAAAGAAGGCUCUGGCAAGAAGCUCCGACCUGCAACGCAAGGACUGGAUUCGGCAAAGGCUCCUUUGCUCUCAUCGAGCAAGUGCGAGGUUGUCGAUGCCUUCUCUUACGACCCGACAAAAAAGCCGGAUGCCGACUACUCGAAACCGGACCCACUGUCAGUGGCCAACUCCGGCUUAGACAUCCAGCGGCGCAUCUACGAGCAUGAUCGGAGCGAGUACAAUGCUGACCAGCUGCGGCGCUGUGAUGCCAUCGCACGGGGCAGCAGGCAUCUUCCGCGCUGA
Molecule: messenger RNA, 2388 nt
Organism: Symbiodinium necroappetens
Lineage: Eukaryota; Dinophyceae; Suessiales; Symbiodiniaceae
Source: the annotation of a GenBank genome assembly